AAAAAUUAAAAAGACGUAAAACAUGUAUAAAUAUUUAGUGAAAAUAAUAUUUUAAAAUCAAAAGACCUCACAUUAAAAAUUCUACUUAGAAGAGGGUUGGGCUGCCCAUAGUUAGAGCUAGAGUUAAAAAUAAAUUUUUAAACCUCACCAUCUCUCCAAUAAUGAAAAUAUUAUAUACGUUAAACAAAAAUAAAUAAGGUGAUUAUGGGUAUAUCUCUUAUGCUAAAUAUCUACAGAAAUUGUGUUGUUUUACGCAUGUAAGUAGAAAACAAACUUGUCCAAAUAAACACUACAAAACCUUCUUUGAAGUUCCACAGUUCAAAAUCUGAGACAGUUUGAUGGUGGAGAAACUAAGAAUACUUUUCUUUCUUCUACCUGACAUAUAUAUGUAUUUGACUCAUUUAUAAAGGAGAGGCAUUACAAUUAGAACUUUUAAAUGAGUUAAUAAUUAACAAUUUUACAAACAAAAACAUAUGUACACACGAAAAUAGUAGUGAUUAAUUUGUUUAGUUGAUGGUAGCAGUUGAUGAUGAUGAUGAGGUUGUUGUGUUUUGAUUAUCGUGUAGGAUCGGUGGUGAAGCCGCCAGGUAGGUCAUCGGCAACGUUCACAUCAGUGUUGGCAAAUCUGGACGCACGUGUGGAAUUAGACAAAAGCAUCACUACUAAUGAAAGCAGCAAGUAUGGUGCAUCACUGUCUAUCAUGGCUUCUAAAUUGUCCUAUGAGAAUGAAGCCUUUGUCCAAACCAUAGUCACCGAUCACUGGAAGAUGGAAUUCUUGGGGUUCUUCAACUUCUGGAAUGAUUAUGAAGAGCAAAUCUCAACACAAGCCAUGAUGUUCAACGACACAACCUCUAACCUUGACCUAAUUAUGGUCGCAUUCAGAGGCACAGAGCCAUUCGAUGCGGAUAAAUGGCGGACAGAUGUUGACUUCUCAUGGUUUGACCUUCAUGAUGUGGGUAAGAUACACGGUGGCUUUAUGAAAGCUCUAGGCCUACAAAAGAAAACAGGCUGGCCCAAAGAGAUAGAUAUGGGCCCUGGCCAACCAUCAUUUGCAUACUACACAAUUAGACAAAAGCUCAAAGACAUAUUAAUGGACAAGAAAUAUGAGAAAACAAAGUUUAUAGUGACCGGACAUAGUUUGGGAGGGGCAUUAGCAAUUCUAUUUGUGGCAGUGCUAGUGUUACAUGAGGAGGCAUGGUUGUUGGAGAGGUUGGAUGGGGUUUACACUUUUGGGCAGCCUAGGGUUGGGAAUGAACAAUUUGGAGAGUUCAUGAAGGAGAAAUUGAGGGUUUAUGAUGUGAAAUAUUUGAGGUAUGUUUAUUGCAAUGAUAUGGUGCCUAGAUUACCAUAUGACAACAACAUUUUCUUGUAUAAGCACUUUGGGCCUUGUCUAUACUUUACCAGCUGCUAUAAAGGCAAGGUAGUAGAGGAGGAACCAAACAAGAACUACUUCUCACUGUUGUGGGCAAUACCUAUGUUCUUGAAUGCAGUGAUGGAGAUGAUUAGGGGUUUCAUCAUCCCAUACAUAAAGGGAACAGUCUAUAAAGAAGGCUGGCUUUUGAGGUUGCUUAGGCUAAUCGGGUUUGCGAUUCCUGGAUUUUCUGCUCAUUUUCCUCAAGAUUAUGUCAAUUCCACUCGAUUGGGAUAUGUCCAAGAACUAGAACCUGAACUGGAUUGUAAAGAUGACUAGUUGCAACAUCCUGAUCUAUUCAUUUGUAUUGCAUCAAAUAUCUAAUAAUUUCAUUCAAAAUUGUUUGUUCCAAUAAUCUACAUACACACACACACACACAUAUAUGUAUGUAUAUGUGUGUGUUACAAUUGGCACAUUUUGUUUUGAUAGUGUAAUAUUUUUAUGUGGGUCUCUCGCAUCAUAGGAGAGAUUUGGUAACAAAUUUGGUAGAUUAUUUGGAAGUGUUUUAUUAUGU
Messenger RNA from Camellia sinensis, 1925 nucleotides. The record is from RefSeq and is a predicted model, not a curated record. NCBI's taxonomy places the organism in Eukaryota, Viridiplantae, Streptophyta, Magnoliopsida, Ericales, Theaceae.